GAUGAUGAUGAUGAUGAUGAUUCGGUUGAUGAUGAUGACGAUGAUUCGCAUGAUGAUGAUCAUGAUGAUGAUGAUGAUGAUGAUAACCCUAAUGAUGAUUCGGAUGAUUAUGAUAAUGAUGAUGAUGAUGAUGACGAUUCGGAUCAUUAUGAUGGUGAUGAUGAUGAUGAUGAUUAUCGUGAAAAUGAUGAUGAUUCGUUUGGUGAUGUUGCUGAUGACAGUGAUGAUUCGGAUGAAGAUGAAGAUUCGGAUUAUCAUGAUGAUGAUGAUGGUGAUGAAGAUUCGGAUUAUGAUGAUGAUGACGAUGUUGAUGAUGAUGAAGUUUCGGAUGAUGAUGAGGAUUAUGAUUCGGUUGAUGAUGACGAUGAUGAUGAUGACUCGGAUGAUGAUGAUUAUUCGGAUGAGGAUGAUGAUGACAUGAAGAUGAUUCGGAUGAUGAUGAUGAUGAUGUGA
This is a messenger RNA of Echinostoma caproni, 453 nucleotides long. The record is from the annotation of a GenBank genome assembly. NCBI's taxonomy places the organism in Eukaryota, Metazoa, Platyhelminthes, Trematoda, Plagiorchiida, Echinostomatidae.